Molecule: messenger RNA, 2855 nt
Organism: [Torrubiella] hemipterigena
Lineage: Eukaryota; Fungi; Ascomycota; Sordariomycetes; Hypocreales; Clavicipitaceae
Source: the annotation of a GenBank genome assembly
ACCCGCGUUCUCUCUGCCCGCACCAUCUAUCAUCCUGCCAUUGCUGGCGCCAACCCACUUGCAUUAAAUGGCUGGUCCAGGCAACAAGUGAAUAAUAUAUAGCAUCAUAUAUUUGCAAUGUCACUCGAUAUAUGGCCGCCAGUCUCGAGCCACGAGCUCAAGACUCAGAUUCAGGAAACCCAGAACCGCGAGCUAGACUGGUUCAUCACAGAAGUGCUAGCUGUCUGUACAGAGCUGAAGCAUGGCCUGGAGGACUGCUAUGCACUGCUUGCGCCCAUAGAACCCGGCACGACCCUGGUUAUGAGCACGCCGCGCAACGAGCGAGUGAAGGGCACCAUCACCAGAAUCGGCACCAGGAUUGUCAAAGGCUCCUUAAAUAUACAGCUGCGGACCGUGCCCGCGCAGACGCUCACUGUGUCGUCUACUAACCCCAUUCAUAUCCCCGCCCUUGACGGCGUCUUUACCCAUCUCACACAAUCCAUCGACCUUCUUGGCAUCAUCCUCUCUGAAAAGAAGCCCGACGCCGCCGCCCUCUCCUCCACACUAUCUGUUCUAGCCGAAGCACUUUCGGAGUCCACCGCGCUGCUUAAAGGCCCCGCGGGGCUGAUCGACUCCGACCCGAAAUGGCAAACAGGGUCAUGCCCGGCACACCAUUUCUCACCGGCAAUAGGUCCUAGUCUAAGUGUCUUUGUCGGCAUUCAGGACAGCUGUAUUGUGCUCUCCCUUCGAGCGCUGGAAGAGGCGAAUGCGCCUGUAAACUUUGGCCUAAAGCUUGGGCUUGCAAUUGGUACCGUGCGAAGGUUGGAACACGAUGAGAUGGAUGUUACAUUUCGAUAUGACCCUAAGGGAGACGGGUCAACCGAUUUACAAUCGAGCAACCAGCGCAGGUUGCCCAAACAGCCAACAAGUGCAAAGCCUGCAAAUGGCAUGGAUGUCUACGUCAGAGAAAAGGUCCGCGUUGAGAGUGCAGACGCGUCCUUGAUAUCUCUUUUUGCAAAGCUUGGCUAUCUUAGCCACUCUCUCGGCCAAGCAAGACGAAAUCUAGCAGCAGUGAUGGGUACAGAAUACCAGGCGUAAUUGUGAUGAAGGGAUAAUUCUUCACAUUUGCAGGACACGGAGUUUAUUCAAGUCGGCUUUGCCAUGAAUUCGGUAUCAAUGCUAGACUAUGAUUGUACAAUGUAGUAAUAUAUUCAUAAACGCCAACUGACAAAAGAAACUGGAUGCUGAUGUUCUAUCCGCCGUAUCUUCCUCCACUGUACGACACAAAUACUUCAGACAUACUAUCUCACAGACCGCCAGGCUCAAAGGGAAACUAUGCUACUGGAGACCAGGGCAUGGGGAUCAAGAUUCUGGACUUCAUGUUCUGGAUCAAAGGGACAGUCUUAUGGACAGUGUCGCUCCAUCCCUCAACAGACCAGCUCUUCUCACGAGUCUCGCGGCGCUCUUCAAGGUUAGCAAACUGCCACAAGUGGUGGACAGUGUUCAAGUCGCCAAUCUGGACGAACCAGGCACCGACACCUUCCAUGACCUCACGGCGAGCCUUGAGACCGCGGCGCCAGUGAGUCUCCCACUCGAGGAGGUUGCCGGGGUGCAGAGUGUACGAACGAAGCUCAAACACACCUCCAAGCUGUCGAGGAGGGGUGGUCGGCCAGAAAGAAAAUUCUUGCAUGAGGGAGAUGUUCUUGCCCUUAAUCAAAGAGUUAAGCUUGUCGUUGAACUCGGGGAAGCCAGCGUCGUUGGAAAUGGAGUGUCUGGACUCGUGAUAUCCCUCAUACUUUUGGUACUCCCAAAUAUGGACUGUACUUUAGGUUAGCAUUACGUGGUUCAUAGCAUUAAAUGUCAGGCACUUCAUACCAAAUGUAUCGGCAUCACCAACCUCGGUUCGCCAGCUGCCAACCAAGUGAACCUUAUUCUUGGGGUCGUUGGCGAUGCGAGGAUAAAAGUCGCCAACGAGCUUGACGUAUUCAUCAACUUUAUCGGGCUUGACCUCGUGGAAGACAAUAGAGUGGACGUAUUUGCCACGAGCAAGCACCUGACUGAAGCUUGCCUCGAGCUGAGCCUCCAUCUCUCUGCCUUCCUUGGUGCCAUAGAUAAGGUUGGACAAUGGGCCCGACUUUCGCUCCGGUUGAGCAUCCUGAGCCGUUGCGGUGGCACCUGCAUCAGUCUUAGUUGCAACCUCUUCAGGGGUGGCAGAGUUCUUAUGAGCAUCAAACGCACGCGCGCCCUGUUCCUUUUGUGCCUGGGCAAACUGCUCUCGGAAGGCCUUCUGCUUGUUGUGGAACGCGUCAACCGACGUCUUCGAAGGGUCGAUGUCGCCCAUAGAGGGGGUCUUUGCUCGCAUUGCAGUAGAGCUUAGGGCACGCAUGCUGGAGCGGGCAGCACCGGCCGCGACCAUGGUCGAGCGUGAAACACCUCUGGAGAGCAUCUUGGACCGACGGGGACGAGGGUUGCGAACGCGUUGGUUGAGUGUAGGACGAAGGAGAGACGAAAGGGUUUUAAGCAGAGAUCGUGCGGGGGCGACGAGAGCAGCUAUAUCGCGGAACACUAAUAGAGCGCCGUGGUUGAGCUAGACCGUGUGGUGGAGGGUUGGCUGCUAGGCCGAUUGGACAAAGCUGAAGGGUGCGUUGCAGAACGGAUGCACACCCCGCACUAAGUGGUGGAGCGAGGGAGCGGCAGAGAAGAGUUUGGCGUAAUUAAGCCUGCGUAAACACUUGACGGCAAUUGGCUCAAGCAAUUGACGACGAAAAGCAGCGGUAUUUUGUGUUUUGGGGAGAUGCGGGUGCUGCCGUCAACAGGGUGUAGAGAAGGAGGAGACCAGCUAAGCAGCUCUCACACAGUAAGAACGACUAAGCUUG